Molecule: messenger RNA, 2980 nt
Organism: Oncorhynchus gorbuscha (pink salmon)
Lineage: Eukaryota; Metazoa; Chordata; Actinopteri; Salmoniformes; Salmonidae
Product: prostaglandin G/H synthase 2-like
Exons: 9
Coding region: 94-1917 (607 amino acids)
Biological process (GO): response to oxidative stress; cyclooxygenase pathway
Cellular component (GO): cytoplasm; neuron projection
Molecular function (GO): peroxidase activity; prostaglandin-endoperoxide synthase activity; heme binding
Source: RefSeq, a predicted model, not a curated record
GGCAUCCAAGAAUUUCAGAAUCACUGUCACAAGGUGUGAGCUGUCGUCGGCUGGAAUUUUACACCGGAUUGCGAUUCAAUAGAAUCUUUCGGAAUGAAUAAAGCAAUCUGCGUUGUUUUGCUCUCUAACGUCUGGAUCUAUUUCUGCGAAGGAGUGGACCCUUGCUGUGCACAACCAUGUGAAAAUAGGGGCUUAUGUAAUUCAAAAGGCUUCGACGACUAUGAGUGUGAAUGCACAAGAACUGGAUAUUAUGGAAAGAACUGCACAACUCCUGAAUUCCUAACAUGGAUAAAGAUGUCAUUGAAACCAGCCCCGAACACUGUGCACUACUUCCUUACACACUACAAAGGGGUGUGGAAUGUCAUCAACAAGAUCAGUUUUGUGAGAAAUGCUAUCAUGAGCUAUGUCUUGACAUCCCGCUCACAUUUGGUGGACAGCCCACCGACUUACAAUUCUGAUUAUGGCUACAAGAGCUGGGAAGCUUACUCCAACCUGUCUUACUAUACACGGACCCUUCCCCCAUUGCCAAAGGGCUGUCCUACACCUAUGGGAACUGCAGGAAGAGCCGUGCUUCCAGAUGCCAAGCUUGUGGUGGAGAAGGUUAUGUUGAGGAAGCGGUUCAUUCCGGAUCCUCAGGGUUCCAAUCUCAUGUUCGCCUUCUUCGCCCAGCACUUCACCCACCAGUUCUUCAAAUCAGACUUCAAGAAAGGACCAGCUUUCACCAAAGCCUUGGGCCAUGGCGUGGACUUACACCAUGUCUAUGGAGACACUCUGGAGAGACAGCACAAGUUGAGGCAGUUCAAGAAUGGCAAACUGAAGUAUCAGGUUGUGAAUGGCGAGGUCUACCCCCCAUUGGUAAGGGAGGUUGGGGUCGAGAUGCACUAUCCACCCCACGUGAUCGAGGAGCACCGCUUCGCUGUGGGCCACGAGCUUUUCGGCCUGGUCCCCGGUCUCAUGAUGUAUGCCACUAUCUGGCUGAGAGAGCACAACCGCGUCUGUGACGUCAUGAUGCAGGAGCAUCCCGAAUGGGACGACGAACGCAUUUUCCAGACCACACGCCUCAUCCUAAUUGGCGAGACCAUAAAGAUAGUGAUUGAGGACUACGUCCAGCACCUGAGUGGCUACCACUUCCAGCUCAAGUUCGACCCGGAGCUCCUGUUCAACCAGCGCUUCCAGUACCAGAACCGUAUUGCAGCUGAGUUCAAUACCCUGUACCACUGGCACCCACUAAUGCCUGACACCUUCAACAUCGAGGGCCGCGCCUACACCUACCCCCAGUUUGUCUUCAACAACUCCCUGGUCACAGAGCACGGCAUCAACAACCUGGUGGAGUCCUUCACCAAGCAGAUCGCUGGAAGGGUGGCUGGUGGGCGUAAUCUGCCUCCUUCAGUAGUGGGCGUAGCAGCUAAGGCCCUGGAGCACAGCAGAGACAUGCGUUACCAGUCCCUCAACGCCUACAGGAAACGCUUCAACAUGAGGGCCUACUCCUCUUUCGAGGAUCUCACAGGAGAGAAAGAGCUGGCUGCGGAGCUGGAGAGUCUAUAUGGGGAAGUGGAUGCUGUGGAGCUGUACCCAGGCCUUCUGGUGGAGCGCCCCAGACCUAACUCUGUCUUCGGGGAGACUAUGAUUGAAAUGGGCUCCCCUUAUUCCCUGAAAGGUCUCCUGGGAAACCCCAUUUGCUCGCCGGAAUACUGGAUGCCCAGCACGUUCGGAGGGAUUGUGGGCUUUGACAUCGUCAACACUGCUUCAUUGGAGAGGCUGGUGUGCAGCAAUGUCAAAGGUCCUUGUCCUAUGGUGUCUUUUCAAGUGCCAGAUUUUUUUAGAGUGUUUGAGCAGGCGUCAGCCAACGCAAGUGAGACACACCCGAGUGAUGUGAACCCAGGUGUUCUGCUGAAAGAAAGGACUUCAGAGCUUUAAAGAACUGAAGCAAUAGGUUUUAUUCAAAUACACUUAGCAGUGUCUAGUGUUCUAAAGUUGCUCUCGUUUUAGGUCAUUUUGCUGUAUUUCUGAUUUUAUUGUGAUAUUUGCAAGCAAAAAGGCUUUAUUUUGCUGCAGCAAUUAUGUCAUUUAGCAUGGCAAUAUGCAAUUAUUUUGUCCAAUUUGUUGCAAAACUGCACUGACGAGAGAACAUUUGUUGACAUUUGGCUAAAUUGAACCAUAUUAUGCUGUAAAUGUGCAUGAUUAUUUGAAAUUGCCAGGCCUCUUUUUGUACUGCAGUGUUGGAUCAUUUGUAUGCAAUAAUAUUUUUAUGAUUUAACUGUUUUAUGAGGAAAUAGUGCAGUGAUUGGACAAAUGUAUAAAUAUUCUAAUUUGGGAUUGCGGAAUCCUUGAGGGACUUAUUUAGUUAUUUAUUGUUUAUUAAUUUAUGUAUUUAAUAUUUAUUAGUGUAUUGUUGAUUAUUUAGUUAUGGUUAUGUUUUUAAAUAUGAAAACCGUUUACUAAUUUGCAAUGCUUAACAUGAACAAAAGUAAGUUAGUUUUCUCUGUAUACACUGUGAAACUUGAAGGAGUUACAUGGGGCUGUUAAGAGCAUUGGGCCAAUAACUGAAAGGUCGCUGGUUCAAGUCGAGCUGGCAUGGUGGAAAAUCAGUCGUUAUUCUGCCCUUGAGAAAGGCAGUUAACCCCCAACAACUACUCCCCGGGUGCCGAUGAUGUGGAAGUCAAUUUAGGCAACUCUGAUUCCAAGGGGUUGGGUUAAAUGCAGAAGACAUUUCAGUUGAAUGCAUUCGGUUGUGCAAAUGUCUAGGUAUCUCCUUGCUUGAAGCAAAGACCUAUCCGAAAUACUUUUAUGUUGCUUAUUGUCUGUCUAGAACUUGAACUACCGCAUGGAAAAUCAGCUGGGGUGUAUUUGUCAGUCGUUUUUUUUGUCAAAUAUAAUGUUAUUGCAAAUGGAGGAAGUGAAUAUUUGUGAGACUGUAUUAUUACAGAGUGAAAUGAAUGAAUGCAAAUGAAUCACACUAAUACAAUUCUUGGUAAAUUGA